Epinephelus fuscoguttatus (brown-marbled grouper) is the source of this 2109-nucleotide messenger RNA. It is a transcript of the gene fsd1, whose product is annotated as fibronectin type III and SPRY domain containing 1. The record is from RefSeq and is a predicted model, not a curated record. The transcript is spliced from 13 exons. NCBI's taxonomy places the organism in Eukaryota, Metazoa, Chordata, Actinopteri, Perciformes, Serranidae. Gene Ontology annotation, molecular function: protein binding. The coding region runs from base 152 to 1633 and encodes 493 amino acids.
GUUGGUGGUUGGUGUCCGUCCGAAGAUGCGUUGCACUCCGGCAGCAUCAGUACCAGCUCCGCCGCGCCAAUAAACCAAAAAACCCGGAGGACGGAGGAGAACCAGCGGCGUGUUUGAGGCUCGAGCGGCGCCGGUUCAACGGAGCGGCGAGAUGGGAGACCAGAAGGAAUCUCUGCGUAAGAUCACCCACACCCUGGCCAUGAAGAAUGAGGAGAUUUCCAACUUCGUCUGCACUCUCAAACAGAGCCUGGAGAACUUAGAGGCGAACUCCAACAGAGUCCAGGAGGACCUGGAGUCUGAGUUCACCUCCCUCCACUCUGUUCUGGAUGAGAUGAAGGAAAACAUGGUGACGCGCAUCAAACAGGAGAGAGCCAGCCGCACAUACGAGCUGCAGAGUCAGCUGAGUGCCUGCUCCAAAGCCCUGGAGAGUUCAGAGGAGCUGCUGGAGCUGGCCAAUCAGACGCUCUGCUCCUCCCAGACGGACGGUUUCAAUCAGGCGGCCAAAGACAUUAAGGAUAGCGUGACAAUGGCUCCAGCCUUUCGCCUCUCCCUGAAGGCUAAAGCCAGUGACAACAUGAGUCACUUGAUGGUGGAUUUCAGCCAGGAGAAGGGGUUGUUGCAGGGCCUCAAGUUUCUCCCAGUUCCCGCCACUCCAGAGAUCCAGGUCUCAGAGUGCCAGGUGUGCGACAACACAGUGACUGUAGUUUGGACCUUACCGGAGCCUGACAGCAAGAUAGACCACUACAUCCUGGAGCAUCGACGCACCAACCACGAGGGCCCGCCUCGCAUCAGAGAGGACUACCCCUGGAUGGUGGUGGAGGGGAUACGAGAGACGGAGCACACACUCACAGGUCUGCGCUUUGACACGCGGUACAUGACGUUCAGAGUGAAAGCGUGUAACAAGGCCGUGGCGGGAGAGUUCUCCGAGCCGAUUACACUAGAAACCCACGCCUUCACCUUCAAGCUGGACUCUGGUUCGGCCCACCAGAACCUGAAGGUGGAGGACCUGAGUGUGGAGUGGGACAGCAGUGGAGGAAAGAUACAAGACAUCCGCAAAGAAAAGACCCGAACCAACUCCCCGAUGCACUCUCCAGCCAGGUCAGCCCUGAUGUCACCUAAGAGAGCUCCGACAGCUCGGCCCGGCAGAGACAGAUUUACAGCAGAGUCUUACACGGUGCUGGCUGACACCAUGAUUGACGCCGGCCAGCAGUACUGGGAGGUGCGGUUUGACAAGGAGAGCAAAGCCUUCGCUGUGGGCGUGGCGCUGCGGAGCCUCGGAAAAUUUGACCAGCUGGGGAAAAGCAGCGCUUCCUGGUGCAUCCACCUGAACAACUGGCUGCAGCAGAGUCUCACUGCAAAGCACAACAACAAGGCCCGGUCGCUGGACUGUGCCAUCCCGAGCAGCAUAGGAGUCUACGUCAACUAUGACGAAGGUGUUUUGUCUUUCUACAACUCCAAAACUAAACAGCUGAUGCACUCCUUCAAAACCAAGUUCCAGCAGCCAGUUAUACCAGCUUUCAUGGUGUGGAACGGCAGUUUCUCAGUAGUGACGGGCCUGCAGGUUCCCAGCGUGGUGCAAAGCGGUCAGAGGAAGAACAGCGGCACCAGCAGCUCCAACGCCAGCCUCACCUAGUCUCAUGCACUCAGCCAGCUGGACGCCACCCAGCUCUGCUCGACCACAGUCCCAGCUGCAGAACAUCACCUCUGCCGUGGCUGCGGUCCAAGCCAUAUCAUGGAAGAGUUUCAUCACUGGAGUAGGAUGGUUUAGCCUGUUCCUUCGGCUGCGUUACGUGACAAGGAAAAUGGUUUUGGGAACAAGUGAGUCAUCGGCGCCAUCAGUGACAGAACUCUUCAGAUGUAUGACUCCGGCUGUUGUUGUUGCUUGGGACACAUUAGCUGUAGUCUCUAGUCUUUCCUCUCAUGUCAUUUAGCACUGUCCCACUGCUGCUAGAGCAAAGAUUUAGCGCUGGCCGCUGCCCUUCCUUCCUCGCCAUCACCAAAACUGUCAGUCGUACUGUCAAAGCAGCCAGCUGCAGGUGCAGGGUCAAGGCCUGUCCUGUCUGCUCUCUCCCUGUGCCUUCCUUCUCAUUUCCAAACUGAUUGGCCAAA